Messenger RNA from Spinacia oleracea (spinach), 781 nucleotides. Its product is annotated as calcium-binding protein CP1. Gene Ontology annotation, molecular function: calcium ion binding. Lineage: Eukaryota; Viridiplantae; Streptophyta; Magnoliopsida; Caryophyllales; Amaranthaceae. The record is from RefSeq and is a predicted model, not a curated record. The transcript has a single exon. Bases 134 to 634 code for a protein of 166 amino acids.
CGAGAGACUGAAGUUUUCUAUAAAUACCUCCAAACUCCCUUACACUUGUCUCAAUAUCCUCUCUGGAAAAACAAUCUGCUCCAUUUAUUAAGAUCCCACUUAUAUCAAACAAAAAUUUCUUCGUAGGAAAAAAAUGUGUCCCACCGGUACUUCCCUACGUCCGUCGAGCAUUACAGACGAACCCACGUCAGAAUUCCGGCGAGCAUUCGAAGUCAUAGACUUCGACCACGACGGGAAAAUCUCCGGCGAAGAUCUCCGUUUAUUCUACACAUCAUUUUCCGGCAGCGGCGACGACGACGAAAUGAUAAAGGCAAUGAUAUCCGUAGCCGACGCGAAUAAAGACGGGUACGUACAAUACGACGAGUUUGAGAAGGUGUUGAAGGAGAGAAGAGUGAAAGGGAUGAAGGAGAAAAGCUACGGUAACGGCGCGGUGAUGGAAGAGGUGUUUAAGGUGAUGGAUAAAGAUGGUGAUGGAAGAUUAGGGGUUAAUGAUUUGAGUGAUUAUCUAAGAUUAGCUGGGAUUGAGAUUGCUAAUGAUGAGAUUAAGGCUAUGAUUAAGUUGGGUUGUGGCGGUGGUGAUGAGAAAGACGGUGUUUCUUUUGAUGGAUUUGUCAAUAUUUUUGGAUCUCUAUGAAGCUGUGAUUAGUCAUUCAUAAUUUUUUAAGAAUGUAUUUGGAGGUAUGUGAAAUUUUGUACGGAGUAGUAAUAAUUUCACAAACAAAUGUGAGGAUAUAACAUGUUUAUUUUAUGAAACUAAACCAUGUUUGAUUGAUGCCUACAA